AUGGACACUAAAACCAGGUUGCGGAAAGCCUGCGAUGCCUGCAGCAUCCGCAAGGUGAAGUGUGAUGCCAGUGGCCCUCCUUGCCGGAGCUGCGCUGGCUUGGACAUACCAUGUACAUACGAGCGGCCGAGUAGACGCCGUGGGCCCCCAAAUCGCCAUGCAGAGGCCUUGAAGAAGCAGAAAUUAGAGGCCCCGCCUGAUGCUUCACCGGCCAGUCUGAAUGACAUCCUGCUUGCAACAACUCCGCAAGCUUCCCAGGCUUCAACAUACCGGGCUGCGGAAACACCACUGUCAUCUUUACCGACCUCGGCAGAGGCUAUCUGUUCUUUGCAUACAGUGCAGCUGCUUGUUGACGAUUUCUUUACUUACAUCCAUCCCUUGGUCCCAAUUCCUCACGAGCCUACUUUUCGAGCUGCUUUCGAGCGUCGAGAAGAUGCUACCAGUGGUACAUUUCUGGCUCUUCUGGCCUCGAUGAUUGGGUUUCUCGUCGCAUCCUUCCCCCGGCGACCCAAACUAAGACUCAACACUGAAGCCGAACGUUUCGCCUUUCCGAACUCGAUCGCGCUGGUAAAACGGUGCCAUGAUGUUGCUAUCCAGGCCCGAGGUACUGGAUAUCUUGACCGAAAUGCAACCGUUUACGACGCCGCUAUCAGUUAUUUUCUGGGUGUCUGUGCAGGUUACGUCUACAGCAUGCGUCGGUGUCGCAUCUAUUUGGCUGAAUGCCGCACCAUGCUGCAGGUAUAUGAUCUUUGCCGCUCUCCUACAAAUCAACCUACUGUAUCAGGUCUCCCUUAUGUUUUAGCCGUGGAUGGGGUCAGUCCAAUGUCUCCCACAUCAGAAAUGUCUCCAGGGAUGUCUCGGGACGAUUCCCCGCCGGGUCUCACUGAUAACAAAAAUGUGGAUCUAAUCACGCAAGAGCUUGGCCGUCGUCUCUUUUAUGUAUCCUUGGUUGGAUAUCAGUCUCUACUUCAGUUUGGCUCAUCCGACAUCAAGAUGCACGUACCUCCAGAAACUCCUACGGAGCGCUACCCUCCAUUUCCACUCGAAGUCGAUGAUGAGUUUCUUUUCCCAGAUCACGUGGAUCAACAGCCUAUUGGCCGAGUCUCGCAAUUAGUUGGCUUCAAUGCAAACGUCCGGGUGUACAGUUCAUACAACGCCCUGUUGGCCUGGGAGACUGCCUUUGGCAGCGGUCAAAUCUUCAAUUGGGAACACCAGCGCUCAAGUCUUUGGCAAUGUCUUCAAAAAGCCAAGUCUGCUCUUUCAGAUGUUCCUGUUGAGUUAUCAGUGUUUCACCCAAAACAAGCCAACAUAUUCUCUAGAAUGGGCCAAGAUGGUUCGAUCUUUAAAUACCCUGAUGACCAUAUCAACCAAGAACGACGAGCCAUCCAAUACGAAAUCCAAAAGGCCAAUAUAUACGCUAGCCAACUAUCCACUCGGUCCUGGCUGGUUGAGAAAUACUGGAAUUAUUACGAGACUUACACCAAAUUCGGAAAUCCAGCUAAGUCCGUGAUUUUCAACGCAAUCCCACCCAUCAAGACAGAGAGCUUCUUGAACACAAAAUCAGAUGCCACUUCUACAAGUCCCUCGAAAGUUUUCUCCCACACUUUUGAAGAUGCACAGACCGAUUGCAUUGGCCGCAUGAUGGCCGAAGAGCGCAAACUAGUGAUUAAGGACCUUUUUGUACUCCUACGAACUGUCAACGAAGUCAACAUGGAGCCUAAUGGAGCCAGCAUCACUAGUAAAAUUCGUCUAGUGGCAUCAACCCUCCUCAACAUACCUCACUACCCAAAGCCAACCCAAUCGGCAAACGCUAUUUCGCAUACAAAUCCAUCUUUACAGUCCCCAGUCGACCCAUCAUCAAAUCCGCACGCUCUCACUGCCGCUGAAGCAGAAUCCUAUUUGCGCGCUUUCAUCGAUACCCUCAUCCGUCUUGAAGGCCAUACAUCUUUAGGGACAGACUCCGGUAGUACAACCGAGGGUCUUAGCCCGCGAACUAAUGACCGUUCUAUGAGCUAUUUAAGCGAUUAUGAAAGAGAUCAAGAAGAACUGAGCCAGUGGGCUAGUUUGAAGGAAUAUCAGCAAAAGUUCGCCGAGGCCGGUGGUCUUUUAUCUGCGUUGUAA
Messenger RNA from Penicillium odoratum, 2121 nucleotides. RefSeq lists its product as uncharacterized. The transcript has 3 exons. NCBI's taxonomy places the organism in Eukaryota, Fungi, Ascomycota, Eurotiomycetes, Eurotiales, Aspergillaceae. The record is from RefSeq and is a predicted model, not a curated record. Gene Ontology annotation, biological process: positive regulation of transcription by RNA polymerase II. Gene Ontology annotation, cellular component: nucleus. Gene Ontology annotation, molecular function: sequence-specific DNA binding; DNA-binding transcription factor activity, RNA polymerase II-specific; zinc ion binding. The coding region runs from base 1 to 2121 and encodes 706 amino acids.